This is a messenger RNA of Carassius carassius (crucian carp), 2386 nucleotides long. Its product is annotated as glucocorticoid modulatory element-binding protein 1-like. The coding region runs from base 284 to 2020 and encodes 578 amino acids. Gene Ontology annotation, cellular component: nucleus. The record is from RefSeq and is a predicted model, not a curated record. Gene Ontology annotation, molecular function: DNA-binding transcription activator activity, RNA polymerase II-specific; RNA polymerase II cis-regulatory region sequence-specific DNA binding. The transcript has 10 exons. NCBI's taxonomy places the organism in Eukaryota, Metazoa, Chordata, Actinopteri, Cypriniformes, Cyprinidae. Gene Ontology annotation, biological process: positive regulation of transcription by RNA polymerase II.
ACUUCUCUCUCAGACGUACCGUUAGCGGAUAAACGCGUCGAGCGCGGCGGAGGACCUCGGCAGCUCGUCGACGAGAAACGUCCGCGGGAAGCCCCGUCGAAUGGCGGAGGAGCGUCGAGUCGCGUCGUUUGUGUGUGUGCGUCCCGCCGCAAGGGAGACGUCAUGAGAAGAGAGCACCGCGGCGCGACGCCAGCGCGUCAUUUACAAACAGUCUCGCGGACGCUGCGUGAAUUAGCUGCGCUCGAGGACUGUCACACUCGUCGGUGUUGAAGGAGCGAGGGCUAUGGCAGAGACAGAAGUCACUGUGUCUGUGGAGGACAUGGUGGGGAUGAAGAGCGCUGAGGAAGAGGAUGGAGAUCCCGACAACCAAAGCAAGACUCAGCUGAUCCUGCAGCUGCAGCCCAUCACAGCUGGACUUGGAGAUGAAAGCAGUGAGACAGAUUCAGCAGUUGUGGCUGUGGAGGCACAAGACGAGGCGUCUGCUGAAGGAGAGGAUUUGGAGCUUGGUUAUCCCAUUACAUGCGGCGAGAGUAAAGCCAUCCUUCUAUUCAAGAAGUUUGUCUGCCCGGGAAUCAAUGUCAAAUGUGUGAAGUAUGAGGAUCAGUUGAUUAGUCCAAAGCAGUUUGUGCACUUGUCGGGGAAAGCCACCUUGAAGGACUGGAAGCGAGCGAUCCGGAUGGGUGGAGUUAUGCUCAGAAAGAUGAUGGACUCGGGUCAGCUGGAUUUCUAUCAGCACAGCACUCUCUGCACAAACACCUGCCGAAGCACCAAGUUUGACCUGCUGAUCAACAACACACGCUUCCCACCGGACGGCAGUGGACUCAGCACAGCCACCACAGCUCAGGGGCAUGUUUCUGUGGGUAACGGAGGUCACACGCACACAGUGGAGGAGAAGAAAGAAGAGGUGAUCAGUACGGUGGAGUGGAGCACAGCCUCGGCAGAAAGCCCAGAGAAAAGAGACUCACCUGAUAUCUCAGACGAGACGCUGAGUUUCUGGAGGGGCAUCGCUGAGGUGGGGCUGAUGGAGGAGGUGGUGUCUAACAUCCGCUCGGAGCUGCUGAGUCUGCUGAGAGGAGUUCAGCUGCACACCGAUCCCAGCUCUCUACAGGAUGCAGAGAUUGCGGUUCUGAGUAACCUGGCUCAAGUCUUUGACCUGCUGGACUCCAUCAAACAAAUCCUGAACGUUCGACGGCGAACGACGGACCCAGAGCAGACGCAGGUCCUUAGAGCACUGACAACAUUGGAGCAGCAGGUGGAGGAGCAGAAGCGGCAGCAGUCGCUCAGCUGGUUGUCUCAAUCCCAGGCCCUCAGCAGUCUGCUUCUCCCCUCCCCACCUCCAUCCAAACGUGCUCCCAAACGCCCCCGCCUCCAGCGGCCCGCCUCCACCACAGUACUCUCCACAUCCGUCGCCCAGCCACUCACCCUCCAGCCCCAGCAGUUCACCGUGCUCUCCCCCAUCACCCUCUCCUCCAUCGGCCAGUCGUUCGCAGUGGCCGGUCUCAACCAAGCCUCCAACACGGUCACCCUACACACCCUCCCAGCCGGCUUACAGCUCUUCAAAAGAAUCGCUAAGGGUUCGGAUGGAAAAACCGAAGCCAUUGCACUCCAUCCGACGUCUGGGCUCACGCUGAUGGGCGCCACAGCCAUGCCGGACCAUGGGCAGCUUGUGAGCCCCGUCGAGCUUGUCCAGUUCACGCAGAAGACAACCUCCGGCGUAGCCCAGGACAGUCAGGUGGUGGCAGGCACGGUAGUGAUGCAAGAGAGCGUCGUCAGUGUCGUGCACGAGGACGAGAGCCAAGACAACACCACCCUGAUCGAGAUAGACCCAGCCACCGCUGACCACAGCGUGAGCGUCAUGGAGCUGCAGCUCGAGGGCGGAGCGACUGUGGUGGAAGGAGGCGAGGAGGUGGUGCAAGGCGAGACGGAGGAGGAGAUUCAGCUCAAUGCCAACGAACAGAUCCACAAAUUAACCGUUGUUGUGGUGGAGGAAGAGACGCAGGGCGCUGGCAAAGCCAAAUGAGACACUGACACGCUCACACAAACCGCCCUCAGAGACUGACGGACCGAAUCAGACAGGGACGGGGAUUGUGUCACCCCUGGUGGAGUCUGUGUUUGUCCUUCCAGCUGUCUUAUUUCUUCAUCACUCUCUUCCUGCACAGCCAAGCUCGGCUCUUCAAGCCUGACGUGUCACGUAUUUUUGUAAAAGCAAGUUCUCAGUAUUCCUUUUUUUUUUUUUUUUUUACAUGAGAAGUAACAAUUUGUGAUGUUUCGUUGGAACACAUUCAGUAUUUGCUUUCGUUUUUGAGUGUGGAAGUUUAGAUCGAGCACUUAUUUUUCAGUUUCACAUUGUUUCGGUGCCCAAAUGUCAUGUUGUAGCCAGAUUAUC